This is a messenger RNA of Talaromyces proteolyticus, 2523 nucleotides long. Its product is annotated as putative NADH-ubiquinone oxidoreductase 64 kDa subunit. Gene Ontology annotation, molecular function: calcium ion binding; NADH dehydrogenase activity. The record is from RefSeq and is a predicted model, not a curated record. Lineage: Eukaryota; Fungi; Ascomycota; Eurotiomycetes; Eurotiales; Trichocomaceae. The transcript has 5 exons. Bases 203 to 2260 code for a protein of 685 amino acids.
CGUCACCCGGUGAAGUUAGAUUAAUGCUACGGCACCCUACAUCAUUGCGCUCUGUUUCACAUUGUUUUUCACUUCUCUCUCUACUCUCAUCUGCCAGUUUGAAGCUUUUUUCUUGUCAAUCGUUCGAUAAUGGUUGCAUUGCGCUACUAAAAGUUUCUUCGCUUUCGCCUAUAGCAUUUUCAAUUGCAUCUAUCUCCCAGUCAUGCAGACGGCCGUGGCCAGGCGGCUUGCCGGGCUUCCCGUCUUCCAGAAUGCCUCGUCGCUUUCUCGUCCUUUGAGUAGGCAACGAUUCUUCUUGCCUGCCAGACCGUCUGGAUGCCGACCUAUAUCCAUUUACCAUGUGCAGCCCGUCUCUCGUUUACGCCAAGCGGCCCAAAAGCCGCUCUGUCCUGCUAGCCAAGGCGUCCGCUACAUGUCAGAUGAGAAGAAGAGUAUAUGGCGCCGCCCGGUGUUAAGAGUACUGUAUCAUUUGUUUGCAUACUGUGGGCUUAUUAUUGUCGGCGGUGGUGCCGUGGUCGCAGGCGUCUUCAUCUAUGAUGCGACAACAUAUCGCGAAGAUCCCAGCAUGGAAGAUAUCCCUGUGUCAGAAUUGGCAUUGAAUCCUAAGCGCGGAGGUCCUAAGAACUUGCCGAUUGCGGAGAUACUGGUGGACGAUGAAGAUUGUGAGAACAUGCAGGAACAGCGCGACAAGCCAAAGCUGGUUAUCCUGGGCACUGGUUGGGGUAGUGUCGCUCUGCUGAAGACCUUGAAACCUGGAGACUAUCACGUCACGGUGGUUUCGCCUGUCAACUACUUCCUUUUUACGCCAAUGCUUCCAUCUGCGACUGUUGGUACACUGAGCUUAAAGUCUCUUGUCGAACCCAUACGACGCAUCGUUCACCGCGUGCGCGGCCACUUCUUGAAGGCUGAGGCGGAGGAUAUCGACUUUUCCUCAAAAUUAGUAGAAGUUUCGCAACUAGACGCGAACGGAAAGCGCCAGCACUUCUAUUUGCCCUAUGACAAGCUUGUCAUCGCUGUUGGAUCGACUACAAAUCCGCACGGCGUUAAGGGACUUGAGCAUUGCAAUUUUUUGAAAACAAUAGACGAUGCGCGACAGAUUAAGAACAAAGUGACGGAAAAUAUGGAGCUCGCAUGCUUGCCCACGACGUCGGAUGAGGAACGCAAGCGAUUGCUUUCUUUCGUCAUCUGUGGCGGCGGUCCAACGGGCGUGGAGUUUGCAGCCGAACUAUAUGAUCUUCUCAAUGAAGAUUUAAGAGUAAAUUUCCCGAAGAUUUUACGGAAUGAAAUUUCUGUGCAUCUCAUUCAGAGCCGGGGUCACAUUCUGAACACCUACGAUGAGGCCCUUUCAAAAUAUGCAGAGGCACGUUUUGCUCACGACCAAGUGGAAGUUUUAACCAAUUCAAGAGUCAAGGAGGUAAAGUCAGACAAGAUCCUGUUUACACAGGUGGAGGAUGGCGUGACCGUGACGAAAGAGAUACCGACAGGAUUUUGCCUGUGGUCAACUGGAGUCUCGCAAACCCCAUUUGCACAAAAAAUCGCCAAGAAAAUCGAAACACAAAACAACAAACAUGCAUUAGAAACAGAUUCUCACUUGCGAUUGAUUGGAGCACCUAUGGGCGAUAUCUACGCUAUUGGCGAUUGCUCCACCGUUCAGAACAACGUGGCUGCGCACAUGAUUACUUUCCUACGCACCAUCGCCUGGGAGAAAGGCAAAGACCCUGAAAAGGUACACCUGACAUUUAGUGAAUGGCGAGAUGUAGCAGAGCGGGUGAAGAAGCGAUUCCCCCAAGCUGCAAACCAUCUUCGACGCUUGGAUCGAUUGUUCCAGGAAUACGACAAGGAUCAUUCUGGAACCCUCGACUUUAACGAAUUACACGAACUAUUACUGCAAAUCGACUCUAAACUCACCUCACUUCCCGCUACAGCGCAACGCGCCAAUCAACAGGGUGAGUAUCUCGGUCGCAAAUUCAACCAGAUUUCCAAGACCCUGCCGGGAAUGAAAGCCAACGAGAUUGAUUACGGUGACCUUGACGAGGCAGUUUACAAAGCCUUCAAAUACAAGCACUUGGGCAGCUUGGCCUAUAUUGGAAACGCAGCCAUCUUCGACUUCAACGGCGUCAACUACAGCGGUGGCCUUCUAGCCGUGUACCUUUGGCGCAGUAUCUACUUUUCGCAAAGUGUCAGCCUGCGCACACGUAUCUUACUGGCAAUGGACUGGACAAAGAGGGCCUUUUUUGGCAGAGAUAUCAUGAGUUUUUGAGCCUAUCUGUAUAUACGAUUUUAAUAUUUUUGCAACGGAUACAAUCUAUGAAAGAUUUGCUAGUCUUGGAUGUGAAUAGUUGGAGGUUUACUUUUCAGUAAUUUGGCGUUUUGCAUUGAUGCAUCGAAUUGUUAAAGAAUAUUUUAAUUCCUCCAUGAUCGCUCGUAUCGAUUCGUUCCUAGUAUGAUCUUUAAAUUCGGUGGCGUCAAGUAUAAAUCAAAUCAUUUGAUAGAUUGAACGAGGUAGAGAAUGAAGAUAUAUAG